CCUACGACGGUCGACGGCCUAAGCUUCACCGCCACACAAGCACAAGCCGUCUUCUCCGGCGGGUGCAAUUGCUUGUUCACUUCCUCCGAUGUCAACUCCAAGGCUGCUGCUUCGGAAAACAAAACUACUUUUCAGAGCAACGCCAAUUUCAGCUUCUAUUCCGGUUCUGGGGCAGCUUCACUGCUCAAAUGAAUCCCCAAUUACACUUGCGAGUUCGGCGGACGCCUUCUUGGUUGAGAAGAUUAUGUGGACUCUCAAACAAGGUACGCAUUCUCGGACUUCUCUGUUUCUCCGGCUAAAUGCAUCGGUUUAUCUCCAAGUUGUUACCAAAUGUCGCGAUGAUUUGCGUUCAGCUUCGAAAUUUAUCGACUCGGUCGCCUUAAACCACCCCAAUUUCAAGCAUUCGUCCACCUCCCUCAGCGCCGCCAUUCAUAUACUCGUUAGAUGUAAGAGAGUAUCCGAAGCGCAGGCUUUGAUACUGAGAAUGGUUCGAAAGAGCGGUGUUUCCAGGGCCGAGAUUGUGGAAGCUAUGGUUUACACUUAUAAUAUUUGUGGAUCGAACUUAUAUGCUUUUGAUUUGUUGGUCAGGACUUAUGUGCAGGCUAGGAAGUUGAGGGAAGCUGUAGAAGCUUUUCGAUUGUUGCUGAGCAGGAGAUUUUGUGUUACUAUAAAUGCUUGUAAUAGUCUCCUUGGAGGCCUGGUGAGGAUUGAGUGGGUUGAUUUGGCAUGGGAAGUGUACAGGGAAGUGAUCAGGAGUGGUGUUCCAAUGAAUGUGUAUACUCUGAAUAUAAUGGUGAAUGCUUUUUGUAAAGUUGGCAAAAUCGAGGAUGCAAAGUUGUUUAUUGAUGAAAGGGAGGAGAAAGGGAUUUUUGGGGAUAUUGUGACUUACAACACUCUGAUUAGUGCUUAUUGUCGUGAGGGACAUCUAGAAGAGGUUUUUGAACUAAUGAAUGUAAUGUCCCUCAAGGGAUUGAAACCAUGUUUGUUGACCUAUAAUUCCAUUGUUAAUGGAUUGUGUAAGAACGGACAGUAUCAGAAGGCAAGGGAUGUUUUAAACGAGAUGGUGCAUAGUGGAUUCGCCCCCGAUACUACUAGUUAUAACACAUUGCUUGCUGAGUGUUGUAGAAAAGAUAAUGCGCCAGAAGCUGAGUCGAUUUUUGAAGAAAUGGCUCGUUUAGGUGCCCUUCCAGAUUUGGUUAGUUAUAGUUCACUAAUUGGGUUGUUUUCAAGAAUUGGACGUUUUGACAAGUCAUUAGCAUAUUAUGAGGAUAUGAAACUGAAGGGGCUUGUACCAGAUAAUGUGAUUUAUACUCUUCUUAUUGGUGGCUUUUGUAGAAAUCGUUCUGUAUCAGAAGCUAUGAAGAUGCGUGAUGAAAUGUCAGCUCAAGGCUUGCCCAUGGAUGUAGUUACUUACAACACUAUUUUGAGUGGUUUAUGCAAAGAAAAGAUGCUUUCUGAAGCAGCUCUAAUUUUCAAUGAGAUGGUUGAAAGAGAUGUAUUUCCUGAUUUUUGCACUUUCACAACGCUUAUAAAUGGAUAUUGUAAGGAUGGUAAUAUGGAGAAGGCACUUUCGCUGUUUGAUACUAUGAUCCAACGAAAUCUCAAGCCAGAUGUUGUAACAUACAAUACCUUGAUUAACGGGUUUUGCAAGGCUGGUGAUAUGGAAAGUGCUUUUCAACUAAGAGAUCAUAUGAUUUCUAAAAAUAUAUAUCCUAAUUGUAUUACAUAUAGUACUUUAAUAAAUGGCUACUGCAACAAGGGUUAUAUUUUUGAUGCAUUGAGAUUGUUUGAUGAGAUGAUUGGUAAAGGUAUUAAGCCUACUGUUGUCACAUGCAACUCACUCGUUAAAGGAUAUUGCAGAUAUGGUGAUGCAGAAAAGGCGGUGGAGUUUCUUAACAAGAUGCACUCCCGAGGUCUGCAUCCAGAUUCAGUUACAUACAAUACUCUAGUACAUGGUUUAAUUAUAGAGGAGAGCUUGGACAAAGCUCUAAGCUUGGUUAAUGAAAUGGAAAAUCAUGGGCUAUUACCUGAUGUUGUAACCUACAAUGCCAUUCUCAGUGGGUUUUGUAAGUUGGGUAGGAUGCAGGAAGCCAAUUUGAUAUAUAGGAAGAUGAUGAAGAAGGGCAUAAAUCCCGACAGAUCCACAUAUACAUCAUUAAUAAAUGGACAUGUCUCACAAGAGAACUUGAAGGAGGCUUUCCAAUUUCAUGAUGAAAUGCUCCAAAGGGGCUUUGUGCCAGAUGAUAAGUUUUAACCCGGUCACUAUCUAGUUUGAAGAACCUUGUGGGAUUAUCUGUGCCCUUCCAUUUUGAUGAGUUCGCUUCCAUUCUGCUGACAUUCCAGAGGCUGCAGCCAUUUUUAUCUAUACAUGACUUCUCAGACGGGCUACAGGUUGCUUAAUAACAGAAGCAGGAUGGGAUCACGUGGCUGGUUGACGCUUGACAAUACUGUAUCAUUUUAGUGAUACAUGUUCUUUCAUCUACAAUUCUGGACUCAAGAUAAAUAUCCUUCUGCAUAUAGUGCCCUCUUAUGUCUGCCCUAGUGUGAAUAGACAUAUUCUUAUGCCUACGGUUCUCUUAUAUGCUGGUCCUUGGUUCAUUUGUCGCUAAAUAUUCUCCCCAUCCACUGUGACGUUGAUUCAACUACAUUUGCUUCAGAAUAGAGAAUGCAACCUCAAUGGAGAGUGCAGAUUGAACUAGGUUUCAGUCGUCAGGAUUUUCAGAGCAAUGGACAUCUUCAGAUAUUUGGUGAUGAAUGAUUCAAGCUUUGGUUGUCCAUACAUAGAUAUCAUAGGUUUCCUCACUCAGGGUAUAUAGGACCGUACACAUUGAGAUUAAUCUUUUUCUUACUAGGUAGGACCUCAAAGGAUGGUAAAAUACUCUCUCAUAGGUUUUAAGGUAAUUGCAUUCUCCUACUAAAACUCGAGACUUAUGGAAUUUACUUAUUAAUCAAAUAUAAACGGAACAUAUAUAUUUGUUUCUCUCUUUCUCUAAAUUAAAAUUAUGAUAUCAUCCUUUUGUGAGGUGGGACACAAACAUUGAACAGAAAAGCUAAGGGGGAAAAAGGACAAGAUGAAGCAAGCUGUGAAGUUAGGGCUGUUUUUCCUUUUCUGGUAUCUUAUUGCUAGUUGAUAUUUUGUUUUAUUCUCAAAAUGUUGGAUUUGUUUUUUCCAUGUUGUUGCUAGCAAGCUAAGUUAGGCAUACUUAUCUUUCCCCAAUAUAUUUAAACUAAAUCGUCAUUGCUUUGAUCAUUCAAAAACCCUACGAUUUUUAGGUGAAA
Ipomoea triloba (trilobed morning glory) is the source of this 3279-nucleotide messenger RNA. Its product is annotated as pentatricopeptide repeat-containing protein At5g01110. NCBI's taxonomy places the organism in Eukaryota, Viridiplantae, Streptophyta, Magnoliopsida, Solanales, Convolvulaceae. Gene Ontology annotation, molecular function: protein binding. The transcript is spliced from 4 exons. The coding region runs from base 89 to 2254 and encodes 721 amino acids. The record is from RefSeq and is a predicted model, not a curated record.